Symbiodinium sp. CCMP2456 is the source of this 615-nucleotide messenger RNA. Lineage: Eukaryota; Dinophyceae; Suessiales; Symbiodiniaceae. The record is from the annotation of a GenBank genome assembly.
AUGGCCCAGGUGGAUGUGACCUGGCAGGUCGAGGACGGCGCUCGCCACAACUUCUCGCCGGCCUCUGUGCGCCACGCAAAGGGUCUCUUCGUGGCCUCCGCUCCAUGCUCCGAUCUGCCUGGCUGGGGCAUGGAAGAGACAGACCUCGAUGCGCGCAUGAUGUCACUGACGUCCUGGUUGGACUUGCUCUGCCAGUGCAAGAUCAAGCACGUGCUGUGUCUGAUGGGAGAUGAGGAGAUGAAACGGAAGUUUGGCCCUUUGGGAGACGGCGGCUUGGAGAAGACGGUGCAAGGACAGGGCAUGAGCUUCUUCCAGGUCGCUGUUCCAGAGGAGGCGGAAAUUCCCCUAAGUCCGGCGGCGCUCGCCGCGGCACUCGGCACACUCCGGGGGUUGAAGCUGAGCGAGGAGAGCGCCGUCGUUCUCUGCCGUGAUGGACGCUCGAUUUCUUCAGCGGUGGCGGCCUCCUGGCUCGUCUUGGACUGUGGUCAGGCGAUCGAUGACGCGGUCGCUGCUGUUGUGGACUCCGCCACGGCGGUUGGAGCCUGCAGGACGCCACUGCAAGCCUUCGAAAGCAGCCGCGAGGCCUUCUCGGCUGCCCUCUCCGCAGCCAGUUGA